Messenger RNA from Knipowitschia caucasica, 3426 nucleotides. The record is from the annotation of a GenBank genome assembly. Lineage: Eukaryota; Metazoa; Chordata; Actinopteri; Gobiiformes; Gobiidae.
AUGCAUCAGGGCCAUAGAGUGUCAGGUCUGGACCAGUGGCUGGGUGCUCCGUCGUGUCAGAGAGGGUCCAUAUCCUUCUACAAGAGCGUCGGGAGCCGGCCCCGCCCCGAUGGCCCCCUGCAGACCUUCAGACUGGGAGAGUUCUACUUCAUCCGCUGCGGCCCCCAGGAGCCCGUCUGCCUCGCUGAGGUGACGCUGCUGUGGGAGGACCAGGCCCAGCGCCACCCACUGGCCAGUGCCAGACUCUACUUUCUGCCUGAGGACACUCCCAAAGGCCGGACGCAGGACCAUGGAGAGGACGAGGUCGUGGCCGUGUCCAGGAAGAUGGUGGUGAAGGUGGAGGACCUGGUGCGAUGGUCGUGUGUGGAGCAGGACGGGUGGAGGCUGCCAUGUUCCCGGACCAUGGACCGACUCCGGGGGGUUCACAGAGACACGGGGUCUGCGGAGUCUCCUGGAUCUACGGGGUCUCCUGGAUCUACGGGGUCUCCUGGGUCUAUGGGGUCUACGGGGUCUCCUGGGUCUAUGGGGUCUACGGGGUCUCCUGGGUCUGGCGGACCUACCGGGACCAGGACAGAACCCACAGAGACUCGAGUCCAGAGCACAACAGACUGUCUAUCCGAGCCCCAAACAAACACUCAAACCCCGGAACCGGAUCAGGAGGUGAAGGCGGAGCUAAAGACAAUAGAGGCGGGGUUAAAUAUGACGGGGGCGGAGCUAGUGACGCAAAAGGGGGAGCUCAAGACUGAAGAGCCAGGGCCAAAGACGAUAGAGGCGGGUUUAAAUAUGGCAGAGGCGGAGCCAGUGACCCAAGAGGCGGAGCUAAAAAUGGAAGGGGCGGAGCUAAAGACUGAAGAGGCGGGGCAAACGACUGAUGGGGCGGGGCUAAAGACGGAAGAGGCGCAGCUACAGUCUGGAGAGGAGGAGCUAACGACUCAGGCGGGUCCAAAGACAUUAGAGGUGGAUUUAAAUAUGACUGGGGCGGAGCUAAAGGAGGAAGAGGCGGAGUUAAAGGAGGAAGAGGCGGAACUAAAGACGGAAAAGGUGGAACAAACGACGGAGGAGGUGGAAAAAAAGAUGGAAAGGACUGAAGAGGCGGAGUUAACGGCAGAAGAGGUGAGCCUACAGUCUGAGGAGGCGGGCCUACAGUCUGAGGAGGCGGGCCUACAGUCUGAGGAGGCAGGCCUACAGUCUGAGGAGGCGGGGCCACAGUCAAAGGAGGCGGGACUACAGUCAAAGCAGGCGGAGCUACAGUCAAAGCAGGCGGAGCUACAGUCAAAGGAGGAGUCGGGGCUAACGUUGGAAGAGGCUGAAGACUCGCUGCAGUUGGUGAAGGUGCUCAGCUUCCCUCAGUACUGCAGGUUCCGCUCUCUGCAGAGGAGAACUCAGGAUAGAGCCGCUGCUCCGGACCUGCAGGACGCACUGUUGCUGGCUCUGGGCGGCCUGCGGGUGGCGCUGUCCAACACACGAGUCAUGUACUGCAGAGACACCUUCAACCAUCCCACUAUGGAGGCCAACAACAACUUCUCCUGGCAAUUCAGAUGUCCCACCCUGAGCCUCAGAGGUCGACCUCGAAAGAGAAAAGGACGAGACGGAAAAGAGUCUCCCACAUCCGGCCAAUCAGAGUCCUGGAUCCACCGCAUGCAGGAGAAUGUGAUGGGCAGUGUGGAGACGGGUUGUGAAGGGGCCUGGAUCCCACAUCCAGACGAACAGUUCUUCUUGGAUCAGUUGUUCUCGUUCAUGGAGCAGCUCGGGGCCCCCAUCCACAAGGUCCCCAACCUGGGCUUCAAGAAGAUCGACCUGUUUCGGAUGUACUCAGUGGUGAAGCGUCUGGGAGGAUACCACAAGGUGACUAACGACCGGCUGUGGAAGAUCGUGUAUAACGAGCUGGGCGGGUGUCCGGGCAGCACCAGCGCCGCCACCUGCACUCGCCGUCACUACGAACGCCUGAUGCUGCCGUACGAGGAGCACCUGAGGGCCGGAGGCAUCGAGAUCCGAGUCCCAGACCUCCCCCUCCUCCUCCCCCGCACCAAGGGCCUGAGGGGGAGGAGGCCCGGGCGCAAACCAGGACCCAAACCCAAGGACAAGAAACCCACCACACCUCCCACAACGCUGGUGAACCCUGAUGGUUCGGUGGUGGUGAAGCGAGGUCGUGGUCGUCCUCCAGGGAAGAAGAACAAAGCCACGCUCCUCGCUCAGGCCAAGCUGCUCGCCCAGACACAGAGCAGGACUGUUACCAUGGAGACCAGGCCCAUGGGGGAGGCCAGGCCCAUGGGGAGGGGGAGGCCUCUCUCCCACCACCCACUGCACAGGGUCCCGCUCCGCCCUCAGCCCAUCGCUCCGGCUCUGAUCCCGGUGAGCCUCCCGCUGACCCCGGACCUCUCCCCUCGCUCCGCUCCGUUCCUCUCCUUCCAAACAAAACCUCACGACCAGAACCGGCCCGACUCCUCCUCGGCCAACAUUAUUACCUCAGUCACGACCAGCACGACCUCCUCCUCCUCCGGCGCCCCUCCCCCGCCCUCGGGCCUCCUCCUGUCCGCUCUCCCUCAUCACUUCGUCUCCGGCUUCAGUCCCAUCAAAGGCCUGUGUCCCCUCGACGUGUUCCGGAACCGCGCCCAGCGAGGACCGGACGCCAACGCAAACGCCGGCCAGGACCCCGCCGCGCCCCAGAUCCUCUACUCCCUGCAGCCCAAGGUCACGGCGGAGAACUCUGGCCCGAACCAGAGCCUGAACUCGGGUCUGAACCAGAGUCUGGCCCCUCUGCGGGUCCUGCCCCUGGACCUGGACUGCAGCGUUCAGGUCCGGCAGCUCAUGCGGACCCGGCUCGGCUCCACCCAGUUCCACACAUUCACCCGCCGUCUGUCGGAGGCGCUGUCCCACGAGGGCGCCACCAAACCCUGCCCCCCCCUCACCCCCUGCUCCCCCAUCACCCCCCCUCCGGACCAGAACCUGAACCAGAGCCUGCCCCUGAACCUGAGCCGCCGCCUGCCGCAGAAGCGCUCUCUCACGGACGUCGGCGUGGAGCCCUGUGCGCAGGACGCCAAACGGCCGCCGAGGCUUCAGGAGGCUCUGGGUGCGCAGGAAGAGCCCGCCGACCUCAGCUCGCCGAGCCGCAUCCGGGCCUUUCUGCUCGGGCUCCCGCCGUUUCAGGUGAAGCUGGAGGAGGACCUGAACGGGGCGCGGUUCCCCAAGCUCCAACCGGACCCGCGGCACCUGGAGGGAAACCUGAGCGCGAGGAGGCACCUGGACGACGACGUCAUCAUCGUGGAGGACGAUCGCCACGACGACGACGAGGACGACGACGAGGAGCCCGUGGUUUUCGUCAAAGAAGAAUUCAACGGGAAAGAGGUAAAAAGCGGCGAAAGGAUCAAAGACGACUCUAAAAACAUGGAGGUUUUGAAGUCGCUGGUUUUGGCUCAACGCAGCUGA